AUAAUUUAUCCUUUACAUAUUAGUUAUAUUUAACAUAAGAUAUUUCAUGUACCACUGAUAUAUGAAGCAUACGAUUGUAAAAAAAUAAUUGAAAAAAAAAUAAACUCAUAAAAUCAUAAGAAAAAUGUUGUGUCUCUAAUACAUGUUGCAAAGUUAAGUUACUAUUCAUGUGGGAUUAUUUUAUUAAUCCUAUCUUAGUGACAUUGCAUGUCUGGUUUCUUAUUAAUGUAGAUAAGAAACUACAUUUUCAGGAAGUAUAGUUUAAAGAGAAUCUAAAGAAAUUUACCUAUGUACAUAUGUAGAUAAACCCUCAAAGUGCUGGAAAUUAUUUAAAUGAUUUAGAACAUUUUCCCUAAUUUAGAUAUUUUUAAUUUGUAUUAUUCCAGAAAAGAGGGCGCUUUUAUUGAUUCGUUAGAUUCAGGGUCACGUAGGUGGCGCAUAGGCUGAAGACGACCAGCGUAAUCUCCGGGCAUUUUUUUACUUAAAUUUCGAAACAUUUAACUAACGCGGUAGAUAAAUGAGAAAUAUUUUCGUUGUCAUGUUUCAAGCAAAACAUUCUGUACUUCUAUUGUAAAUGAUCACGUAACUUCGUUCCCGCCUAAUAUGGAACAUACAUUAGCAUGCGCAAUUGCGCACGCAUAUCGAUUCAACCAAUAGUCUUGUACGUUCUACAGAAAACAGUGUCGUACUUAAAACCCAAGUAAUAGUUAUUUAUUCAAUGAUAUUAAACUGUCUAAAGGGAUGAAUGAUCAUUUCGUUGGAAAGCGUUGAAGAUACGAAUUUUAAUUUUCCAACACUCAUUCCACUGCUUUAUUUAUCAGAAACGAUAUUCUUAUGUUUUAAUAAAAUCUAAACUACGAGUAACAGCUCUUCUUCUUCUGUUACAAGAAUCAUUCCGUAUAAUUUAUUGAAUUACGAAAGAAGAGGUUCCAGGGCGUUAUUAUUAACAGAGCUUGAAUACUAGGACUAGAGUCGAUUUGAUACUAGGAUAGAGGAUGAAAGAACCAUAUGUGUGUGUACCUGAUGAGAACGAGGUGCAGGGGACCCUAGGUACAUGAAUGCGAGCUGCGUGUUUGGCAGCUGACUGGCGUGAGCAGAGGGGUUUGUAUUUGGGAAAGGUUGCAGUUGUUCGCCAUUGCUAGGGAGUUAACUUCGGUACUAGGCUAGGCGAGGAUCUCGGUGAGGUCGCCGAGUGCCCCCCACCCCCCCUUACGUCGUGGAAAAAACUAUUUAGUGAUUUCGUGUUACGAUUUUGGGUAUUUUGAGAUCCGGGCGAUUUCGAAUCGGCCCCUCGUUUAAAUAAUGGACAAGAUGCAGCCUUCGACUUCGACCACGUCCGACGAGACGACGGUGUUGCACGCGAACCUGGUAACACCGACGGGCCAGCGUCUCACACCGACAGGGAAAAUCAGCCAUGCUAAGACGCGUGUCUACACGCAGCGAUAUCGCAAAGAAUGGGAACAAAUGCCCGAUUUUAAAGGAUGGUUGACCUCUGUGCCUUUUCAAGCGACACGUGCUUAUUGCCUGUAUUGCAAGAAGAACCUGCACGCGCAUCGUCUAUCUUUAUUAAAACACACGUGUACGAUGAAACACCAACGUGCGGCUCUGUUGCACGAAGCCGAAGAGAAAAAGAAACUUGCCGCGAGAAAAUGGAAAUCGGAGGAUGUUGAAAUCGAACAUGUCGAAGAGGUCGAGACCGUCGAGCAUUCUCAGGUGGAAAUAGAAGGUACAGAUGAUGAUGUGGAGUACAUCGUCGAGAGAUUAGAAACAGAUGAUGAAUUAGAUGAAAGCCAGAUCAAAGACCCAAUAGCAGAUCCUGCUAUGGAAAUCGAAGAUGAUGAGGACGAAGAAGAGGAAGAAGCUGAGGGUAUGAGAUUGGGGCUGGCUUCGGACGAUGAAGGGUCUAAGAGUCUCACAAAGAAUAUCAAGAUAGAGAGAAUAGAAAAUUGUGAGGACUCUUUGACAGAUUCGUAUCACAUGCAAGGCGAAUAUCUAGACGAGACAGAUACCCCGGGUGGUGUUCAGAUGGAAAUGGUCGUCGAAUCGGAAGAUCACAGUAACUGCGAAACUGUAAUUCUUUCUGAUGUGGAAGAGCCUGUUAAAGAUACGUCGAAGGAUAAGCACGAAAAUGAAAAAUCGAUUCGGCGUGUCGGCGCUAAAUCCGAUAAGAAACAGUCAUCGCAGAAUGGGAAAGAGGGAGCAUCGGAAGUAGUGAUGGCCUGUCCAAUCUUAAGCACGGCAUAUCAAAUUAACACUUCUGCGCCGCCUACUUCUACGAUCGGUGUGCUUCAGCCCGUAAAUGCGAUACCAAUUGGAUCGGCGCAAAAUAAGACUAUUACUUUAACAUCGGGCGGGAAAACCCUGACAUUAACAGGUGGUACAUUCCAGCCUGGUACUCACUACGUGCUGAGUAAAGUAAAGGGAAGUCAAUUUCCUACGUUGGUAAUGGCUGAUAAGAAACCUGCAAUUCCAGCUGAUCAACCGGAAGGCGCCACGAAAGGCGCUCAGGUAAACAAGGAUCAGCUGGCUGUUGCGAGCACUAGUUAUCAAGCACCGAAAAAGCACGUACUCGUAAAGACUGUCAAAAAUCCAAUAGCGAAAAGACCUCGAAUUUCUACUCACGUCGUGGACACGAGCAAAGGCUUACCAAUCGGAGGGUUGCAAGUCAGUCUCUACAAAUUGUUAGACGGAAGAUGGACUUUCCUGAACGAGAGCAAUACGAAUCCUAACGGUCGGUGCGUAGACUUGGCAGAUAAUAUGAAAGGCAACUUUACAGCUGGUCGAUACAAGAUACACUUUGAUGUUGACAAAUAUUUCACAUUAAGGAGGAUAGAAACGAUGUAUCCGUUUAUCGAAAUCGUGUUUGACGUAAAGAACCCCAUGGGCCAUUAUCACAUACCUGUGCUUCUCAGCCCGUUCGGUUAUACUACAUAUCGUGGUUCCGAAAGAUGAACGUUCAUCAAACUAUUAUUAAUUAUACUUAUUACUCUUGUCUUGUUUGUUCUGUACAUAUACGUCAAGUAAAAUAAAGAUUUUCUACGAUUCUCUAAUUAACGAUCCUUAAUUAGAUAUUACAAUCAACGAAGCACUGUUAGUAUUUUUGAAUCUGAUGUAUAUAUAGGGCUGUUGAAUUGUAUUAUGAGCAUUUGUGAAAAAAUAUAUUUUACUUUAUAGAAA
Messenger RNA from Ceratina calcarata, 3177 nucleotides. RefSeq lists its product as uncharacterized. The record is from RefSeq and is a predicted model, not a curated record. Gene Ontology annotation, biological process: purine nucleobase metabolic process. The transcript is spliced from 6 exons. Lineage: Eukaryota; Metazoa; Arthropoda; Insecta; Hymenoptera; Apidae. The coding region runs from base 1303 to 2952 and encodes 549 amino acids. Gene Ontology annotation, molecular function: hydroxyisourate hydrolase activity.